Mesorhabditis spiculigera is the source of this 1119-nucleotide messenger RNA. The record is from the annotation of a GenBank genome assembly. Lineage: Eukaryota; Metazoa; Nematoda; Chromadorea; Rhabditida; Rhabditidae.
AUGGAGCUUCCCGAUCCCUAUUUGCCGGGCGCAAUCAGCCUUCUCGACCAGUUGGAUAAGAAGUUGAUCGUCGUGUUGCGGGAUGGCCGAAAAUUAAUAGGUUACCUCCGAUCAAUUGACCAAUUUGCAAAUCUCAUCUUGGACGAAGUGGUUGAGAGAACUUUUUGCGACAAAUUCUACAGCGACAUCCGGCACGGUUUCUUGUUGAUACGAGGCGAGAAUGUGGUGCUGGCCGGGGAGAUUGACGAGACCCUGGAUACCGGAUUGAAAGAGAUCACUGGCAAUGAAAUGACGAUGUUACAAGAAGAACGGAGCCGUCACCAUAAUAGAAAGCACGACCUGCCAAAAGCGGAGCCGCAAAGAAAAACGAAGCACGCAGACAUGGAUGAUGCUUCAUUCCUUACAAAGUUCAUUCUUGCUGUGUUUUUGUUCUCAAUUGAAAAUUUCUCAAUUUUUCAGGCGGCUGAGAAGGCGCAUUUUUUGUGGCGGCUGAAGGUUUCAACAGGAAAGAUUAAUUUUGCACGUCACUUUCGCAGAGGGAUGGCCCAGCUCCACAAAGUGGUCUUCGUGCUCGGGCCUCCCGGAUCCGGCAAGGGGACGCAAUGUGCCCUCAUUCAAAAGAAUUUGGGUCUUGUCCACCUGUCGGCUGGUGAUUUGUUGCGAGCAGAGCGCCAGCGACCGGAUUCUGAAUACGGCCGAUUGAUUGACGAGCACAUCAAGAAUGGUUCCAUCGUGCCGGUGGCGAUUACGUGUGCACUUCUUGAAAAUGCGAUGAAGGCUUCGGGCGACUCGGCCGGGUUCCUGAUCGACGGCUUCCCCCGGAACCAGGAUAACCUAGACGGAUGGCAAAAGGAGAUGGCAGAUAAGGUAGACGUCCGGUUCUGCCUCUUCCUUUCGUGCGAAACGGGUGUUUGUGUAGAUCGUUGCUUGCAUCGAGGGCAGGGAAGAACCGACGACAACGAAGACUCGCUCCGACUGCGCAUCGACACGUACAACACCCAGACAUUCCCGAUCAUCCAGCACUACGAGAAGCUCGGCCUCGUCCGCGAAGUCAAGACUAACCGCGACCCCCAAGACGUGUACGUCGACGUUGAGAAGGUCUUCAAAGAAGACGGAUUC